This is a messenger RNA of Eleginops maclovinus (Patagonian blennie), 2678 nucleotides long. Its product is annotated as E3 ubiquitin-protein ligase MARCHF9-like. Gene Ontology annotation, biological process: protein ubiquitination. Gene Ontology annotation, molecular function: zinc ion binding; ubiquitin-protein transferase activity. The record is from RefSeq and is a predicted model, not a curated record. Lineage: Eukaryota; Metazoa; Chordata; Actinopteri; Perciformes; Eleginopidae.
UAAGCAGGUGUUGGUUUACCCGCGGAAUCUUUUAAUUGCGCACCUUUCGGAGUUGUUGAUGGGAGAGCCCCAAGAAUAGCGCAGCCGAUUGAUAAAAGCACGUGGCCUCCACGUCACACGAACCUCAGCACCUCGGACAGCAGCCUCCGUCAUUUUCCCGAAAGAUGCUCUCAGUAAUAAACUGCGUUGACUGUACAGAUAAAGAAAUGUGUUUUCAGCUGAAAAACAACUGAACCUCAAUUCUCAAAGUCCUGGAGAUCCGGCCAUAAUGCUACAGCUUCAUAAACGUCUGCUCUCGGCUCAUUUUACGUUUUGCAGGAUCUCACACCCGUUCCCUCCUCCUGAUGUGUGGCACAGAGAUGGAGGGAGACGAACAGAAAACUGGACCCGCUGAAGGAGUAAAGGUGUGGGCCGAUCCUCAAAAGAAAAGGACUAUGGUGAAAUAAUGGAUGCCACCGCGAGACAACAAAGGAUGCACGCUUCACCAUCACCUCGUGGAUUUCAUAUCUCCUGUAGGAAAAAUAGAGUCUCAAAUACUAAUCGGCUUUAACUUAAUUUUAAUAGGAUUUAAUAUCAACCCCCCAAUCAGAUAUCCUUGCUGUUUUUUCGCAUGAGGAAGAACUGCCACCAACAUUUUGCCCUCAGCUCAUUUAAAAACACCAAGAAAACACUAGGACAGCCUGACAAUGAAGAAUCGGACUGAACAUGCAAUGGGAGGAUGAUGUUGGACCCUUCAGAUUUUAAUGCUGGUGCCUGACAGUGCGUGGCUUUCAGCCUUCAUUGGCUGUGUCCGUGAGAAAUAAUGCUUCCCUAUUGGCUGGAUAGAGGUGCACAUGCUAUAACAACAGGAUAUGCAAGAGCUAUGGGCUGAUCUAAUAGCCUAUCAUGUUUCCAGCACGCUGUUUUGACCGAGAUCUGUAUUUUAUUUAAUGUGAACUGCCUACUUGAAUCAAAUGGUUCGGAUGCUAUAAUAUUAAUAUUAGCCUAAUACUAAUAAUAAUAAUAAUAAUAAUAAUAAUAAUAAUAAUAAUAAUAAUAAUAAUAAUAAUAAUAGGCCUAAUAACCAUAAUGGUCAUUUAUAAUGGACCUGCCACUGUCAAGCUGAAGGCUGUUUUUAUCUCACGGAUGUUUUUCAAUGAACUUAAAGUGUUGUUACUGAUGCGCUCUGGACCAAGCAGGAGGACUGACACACACCCGGAUACACACAACAGGAUGCGAGGGCUCGCCAUAGGAGGCUGUGGUUGGCCGCCUCUGAGCUGCUCUCACCGGGACGAUGAGGAGGAAUAUUACGGCUCUGAGUCCCGGCCACGCAGUCUGGCAGUGGAGGAUACGGAGGAAGACAAACACGAGGGAGGAGCAGGCCUGGACGCGGCUUCCCUGCCGAGUCUCUCAGAAAGCGGGACGCGGUCGCCACAGUGCCUCUGCUUCCAGGGCCCGGAGAAGGGAGAGCUGCUGAGCCCUUGUCGCUGUGCUGGCUCUGUGCGCUGCACUCACCAGUCCUGCCUUAUCCGCUGGAUCAGCGAGAGAGGCUCCUGGAGCUGCGAGAUCUGCUACUUUAAGUACGAGGUCCUGGCCAUCAGCACCAGAAACCCACUGCAGUGGCAGGCCAUCUCUCUGACUGUGAUUGAGAAGGUGCAGAUUGCAGCCAUUAUUCUGGGCUCUUUGUUCCUCAUCGCCAGCAUCUCCUGGUUAGUGUGGUCCUCUCUCAGCCCUUCAGCCAAAUGGCAGCGACAGGAUCUCCUCUUCCAGAUAUGCUACGGCAUGUACGGCUUCAUGGACAUAGUUUGCAUAGGCCUUAUAAUCCAUGAAGGAUCGUCUGUUUACCGGAUCUUUAAACGCUGGCAGGCGGUGAACCAGCAAUGGAAAGUGCUGAACUAUGAGAAAGCAAAGGACUUAGGAGACCCCAUCAGUUCCAGCAGUAAAGUUCGAGUUGAGAGGAACUAUGACGGCGGACAGAGGGCGAGUAGACAUGUCAGGACUAUUCUCAACCACCACUGUGGCUACACCAUUUUACACAUCCUCAGCCAGUUAAGACCCAACAGCCUGCGCAGAGACAACCAUGAGGUGGUCAUGAGGGUGACCACAGUAUGAGUCCGGGCUACAUGGACAAACGUGCUCUGAUGUUUAGGAAGAAGGUCAACGUGUUGAUUGGGAUUUCAUUUUCUUUCAAAUCCUUAUCUGCCACAUAAACACUGAUGGUUAUUUUUGGUUGCACAGCAUCUCCCUGAGCUCAAAGUUGACCAUGAGAUAUAUUUCUGAGAUUUGGGCAAAAGGAGAGUGUUGCAGUGUUUAUAAACAAAGACUGUGAACACAUGACAACUAAUAAAAAUGUAAACCUUUUGAAAAAGAACAUUUUUUGAUUAGUAGAGCUUUUACAUUUUUUUUUUUACCACCAUGACCAAUUUUCCUUUCCAAAGAAAAAAUAAAAUGAAUGUCAUUUCGUUUGAUUUGGAUUUUACUCUAUAAUAGAGGGUUUAUUGGUGAAAAUGAUUGUGCUCCUAUCAACAUGUUCCUGAGGGUCUGCCAUGACCUGAAAGAUGUUUCACUUGAAGCAGCAUCGAUGGAUCAAACAUUAAAUAAGAAAUCAACUCUGAGAUGCGACACAAUUGCUUGAACUUUAAAGUUAAAAGUACAAUUCAUGUUUUUGUAAUAAAGAUGUUGUUGAUCUCAACGAAAAA